Molecule: messenger RNA, 1869 nt
Organism: Plectropomus leopardus (leopard coralgrouper)
Lineage: Eukaryota; Metazoa; Chordata; Actinopteri; Perciformes; Serranidae
Source: RefSeq, a predicted model, not a curated record
CUCCGAGGAGCCCAUCGCCACUUGCAUGACUGUCCUCAGUGGUACUCGUUGCUGUCGUUACCUGAAGGUUUCCUCGUUAUCAGGUAGAAGUUUCGUCUGAAACAGGAUCCUGUCGAUUCGUCUUAAUAAACAUCCAGAGUAAAUAAAAGGUAUAAAGAGGUGUUGCAGCAGGCGGGACAGAGCAGUUCUGUGUCUGCGGAGACUCGUUACUCGUCCCGGAUCAGUGCAGAGGAGCUACUCAGUCUGUCUGGAGUUUGGGGACAGAUAAACUCGCAGCAACCUGCAGCUAAAUCUACUUCUUUAAUCUGCAGCAGCAUGAGAGAGUGCAUCUCCAUCCACGUGGGUCAGGCAGGCGUCCAGACAGGAAACGCCUGCUGGGAGCUCUUCUGCCUCGAGCACGGUGUCGGUCCUGAUGGCGUCUUCCUGGAAAGUCCUGCAGAGCCAAACUCUCGUGAAGACCCAUUCAACACUUUCUUCAACACUGGGAGCUCUGGGCGCCACGUUCCCAGAGCGAUCUACGUGGACCUGGAGCCCACGGUGGUCGAUGAAGUGAGGGUUGGAAAGUACCGAGAGCUUUUCCACCCGGAGCAGCUGAUCUCUGGAAAGGAGGAUGCAGCCAACAACUACGCCCGAGGCCAUUACACCGUCGGGAAAGAAAUCAUUGACGGAGUCAUGGAACGCAUUCGGAAAAUGUCGGACCAGUGCACCGGCCUGCAGGGGUUCCUCGUCUUUCGCAGUUUUGGAGGUGGAACCGGCUCCGGCUUCACCUCUCUGCUGAUGGAGCGUCUGUCUGUCGACUACGGCAAGAAGUCAAAGCUGGAGUUCGCCGUGUAUCCAGCUCCGCAGGUGUCCACCGCCGUGGUGGAGCCCUACAACGCCAUCCUGACCACCCACACCACCCUGGAGCACUCCGACUGCGCCUUCAUGGUGGACAACGAGGCCAUCUACGACAUAUGUCGGCGCAACAUGGACAUCGAGAGUCCUGGUUACAUCAACCUCAACCGACUGAUCGGUCAGAUCGUUUCCUCCAUCACCGCCUCCCUACGUUUCGAUGGCGCCCUCAAUGUGGACCUGAUGGAGUUCCAGACCAACCUGGUCCCGUUUCCACGAAUCCACUUCCCUCUGGUUACUUACUCGCCCAUCAUCUCUGCUGAGAAGGCGUACCACGAGCAGCUGACCGUGUCCGAGAUCACGAGCGCCUGCUUCGAGCCAACCAAUCAGAUGGUGAAAUGUGACCCUCGUCACGGCAAGUAUAUGGCGUGCUGCCUGCUGUACCGCGGCGAUGUCGUCCCUAAGGACGUAAACGCAGCCAUCGCAAACAUAAAGACCAGACGAUCCAUUCAGUUUGUCGACUGGUGUCCAACUGGCUUCAAGGUCGGCAUCAACUACCAACCUCCGACCGCGGUUCCCGGUGGAGAUCUGGCCAAAGUCCAGAGAGCCGUCUGCAUGCUGAGCAACACCACGGCCAUCGCUGAGGCCUGGUCGCGUCUCGACCACAAGUUCGACCUCAUGUACGCUAAGCGUGCGUUCGUCCACUGGUACGUGGGCGAAGGUAUGGAGGAGGGAGAGUUUGCAGAGGCCAGAGAGGACCUGGCCUGUCUGGAGAGGGAUUACGAGGAGCUGGGUCAAAUUAACCCAGAUUCUGAAAAUGACGACGACGGUCAGGAGUACUGAGCCACGUGAGGCGGUGACGGCCGCACGGCAUUUUAUCCAGUACUGAGUCGGAAAUGAUGUCAUUUCUUUACUGUGUAUCUAGAGUAAACCAAAGAUCAUCUUUCUGACUGCUGUGUUUUUAAAAUGUCCGAAGAAGACAAACUACAAGUAAAGCUGUGUUUGAAUUGUGCUGUAAAAUAAAGUUUGUCUGGAUUA